Molecule: messenger RNA, 1827 nt
Organism: Zygosaccharomyces rouxii
Lineage: Eukaryota; Fungi; Ascomycota; Saccharomycetes; Saccharomycetales; Saccharomycetaceae
Gene: AVT3
Product: Avt3p
Exons: 1
Coding region: 1-1827 (608 amino acids)
Biological process (GO): amino acid transmembrane transport
Molecular function (GO): amino acid transmembrane transporter activity
Source: RefSeq, a predicted model, not a curated record
AUGGAUACUUCAAGUACAAGUCCUUCCGUCUCGAAGGGGAAACCCAAUGACAAAGAUCAUAGUCUCGUCGAUAUCCACAAUCCUGAUCCACAAGUAGUUGAUAUCGUCAAUAGACAUUUGGUGCAUAGUCCAAAUAAUUUACAAUUACAAGGGGCAGAUGUUACAAGAGAUCUUUACAAGUGGUCUACCGAUCAACAGCAGCUGCCGUUGGAGACGGCAACGGGGACCGUUCCAACAUCACCUAGAGACGAUAUUCAUAGUCCUAUUCCGUUAUCACAAAGAAGAAGAUCUAUAAGUUUCUCUGGUAUGUCAAUUCAAUCGUCUUCUCCGAAUAACUAUCUUUCGGCCGAUGUCCCAGGUACGACAAUGACCCAUGAAGAAAUUCGGGCACCUGGUGGAUUUAGGAGAUCAUUCAUCUUAAGGCAGCAUGAGAGAAAAUACGGUGCUACUGCACCACCACCAAAUUUUUUCACACGCAAUUUCAUUGAGUUUCUUACGUUAUAUGGUCAUUUUGCGGGUCAAGAUCUAGGAGAAGAUGAAGACGAAGACGAAUACGAAGACGGGCGAGGCCAUGAAGAUGAAGAAUCAGUUCUGUUAGAACGUGUUCCAACAAGAGAUAGUAAAAAGCAACAACGUAAGGCUACUACUUUCAAGGCCAUUUUACUUUUAUUGAAAUCCUUUGUGGGGACAGGUGUACUUUUCUUACCAAGAGCAUUUCAUAAUGGUGGUUGGGCAUUUAGUACUGGAUGCCUAUUAUUCUGCGCGAUAGCAUCAUCGCUGGCUUUUGUGCUUUUGAUUAAAACAAAGGAUAAGGUUGGUGUAAGUGGGUAUGGUGAUUUGGGUAAGGCUCUUUAUGGACCUAAAGUUGAAUUCUCGAUUCUUUUCUCUAUUGCGCUUUCACAACUAGGAUUUUCUGCUGCUUAUACAGUUUUUACAGCUACGAAUUUAAAAGUAUUUUUUGAAAAUGCUUUCAAUUUCCCUGCGGAUUCCGUUCCUCUGAGUGCUUAUAUCAUUUUACAAGCACUAAUUUUCAUUCCCCUGUCGUUGACAAGAAACAUUACCAAACUAAGUGGUACGGCUCUAAUAGCAGACCUGUUCAUCCUUUUGGGUUUACUAUACGUCUAUUACUAUCCUGCACUCUAUAUCGCUAAACAUGGUAUCGCUACAGAUUCUGUGCUUUUCUUCAAUCGUUCAGAUUGGUCACUUUUCAUUGGUACCGCAAUCUUCACUUUUGAAGGUAUUGGACUUCUAAUCCCCAUUCAAGAAAGUAUGAAGAAACCGGAACAUUUUUAUCCUUCGCUUGGGUUUGUCAUGUCUAUUGUAACUUUCAUUUUCGUCUCUAGUGGAUUGUUGUGUUAUCUUGCAUUUGGUGCUAAAGUGGAAACAGUGGUAUUAUUAAAUUUCCCUCAAGAUAGUAUUGCUACAAUAUCAGUACAACUGAUCUACUCAUUAGCAAUACUUUUGUCUACACCUUUACAACUUUUCCCGGCAAUUCGUAUUUUUGAGACUUGGACUUUCCCUUCAAAUGCAUCUGGUAAGCACAAUCAUCGUGUCAAAUGGUUGAAAAACUAUUUCCGCACAGGUGUGGUUAUUUUCACGGCACUCUUAGCUUGGGUUGGAGCUAACGAUUUGGACAAAUUUGUUUCCCUUGUCGGGUCCUUUGCAUGCAUUCCCCUAAUCUACAUUUAUCCACCACUUCUACAUCUAAAAUCAUCUGAUACACAGACAUCCAAAUUCAUAAUACUGGGUGACUUGCUCAUUUUUUUCUUCGGUGUAGGAGUUAUGGCGUACACUUCAUACCAGAACAUCGUACUGUGGGGCAAUUAA